AAAAUCGUAGAUAUAAAUAUAGAUAUCAAUUUACCAAGUAAGUUUUCAUCAGGUGUUACUUCAGGCCAAUAUUAAGUUUCCUACUAUGUUCUUACGUUAACCAGUAAUUGAAGUGACGACCGUUGUAUUUACACUUGCGUAAAGAAGGUCAAGGAAGUCUCGACCACUGGGCUAGUAUUAGCAAAAAAAUAUUUUUUAGUUCCUUCAACUUAAUAUGUCAUUUCCAAGUUAAGAAAUAUGUGCAGCUUGACUGAACAAGCCUUAAAAAACCGUUUAAAAACUUACUGUAUUACUCCAUACUUAAGUUGCAGUACACCACACACACCAUUUAAACCUUACGGUUAGCCACCCAAAUCACCGGCCUCAGUCGCCUCUUGCCGUAGGCCCUCAAUAUUACGAUAGGCAGGCGGAAUAGCACGAUCAUGUGCGGCUCUGGCGUUGCUUCACUCGGCGUAUGGCAAUAUCUCAAUGCCUCCCUUCGGGCUACCUACCACAGAUAUUGCUAGGCGGCCGUGUCCGGUCAGCAUCUUUACGUCAAAACGCUGUACCGCCUACACAACCGAUAGAUUACAUUCUCAAAAGAGGUCACCAACAUAAUCAAGAUAUUGUGCGAGGUAAAUUCGUCAAUAAAAAUUCGAAUGAAGGUAUAAUAAUCAGUCCUAGAACUCUUUUGUCGCUAAGUGGGUAAAAACUCCAUAGUAUAUCGUAGCUAUGCCCAAAGGAGCGCUUUGUUCUAGAAGAAUGUAACUGUUAAAUCAGUUUGACAAGUGAGAUUUUAGAAAUAAUUUUACUUGGUAAAAAUAAUUAUAAUAUUGAGCUUUGGUGGUUUUGUGACUUAUUAUAACAAUGGCGUUGCCACCAAUAUUUGGUGAAAAAGACCUAUGCCCAAAAGAAUGCGAGGAUGUUGGCGCUUUUAAGCAAACGGAGAAAUCUCCAGACAUAGCUUUACAGGAAAUAAAAGAAGCCAAAGAGGCGCAAGCAUUUCCAACUAAACCAGAAGAAACUGAUAUUAAAGAAGAGUAUCAACAAACAGAAGCGCCUCCCCAUAACGAGGAUACUUUUAAUUACCUUCCUAACCUGAAACCUGGCCCCGAUGGGAAUGUUGACUGGACACCUCUCUCAGGAUUGACUGGCACCAGACCCGGUGUCAACAAGUACUCUCUGAGCCGAUAUUCUCUCAGUGAAUGGAGAAAACAUAAUCAAGAUGUAUUAGAUCCUAAAGUAAUUGUUGAGUCCAACAUUGUCGAUUACAAUGCUAAAACAGCCAUGAUGCAAGCAUUUGGAAAUAUUGAUAAACAGCAAAUGGAAAAUAAUAAAAGACUAAAACAAAAAGCCAGAGAUUUAUUCCGCUGGAAGAUAGAGGUUGAGAAUGCUUGUAAAUCAAUUACAGAAGAAGUCGAACUGCUUGAAAUUGAUAGGCAGCGACUGAAAGGCGCUUCCAGAGUACUUAUGUUGCCAGAAUCGAUUUCCAAAGAAUGUCUAGACCUGCGUUCAAACAGAUUUGAACCGGAUUUAGUAGCAGAUCUUGCCGAACAGGAACUUAUCAAGGAAAUGAAGUUUGUAAACGAAGUAAGAGCCACUUUAAAGGUGACUCUAGAUAAGAUAGAAGAACAAAUGGCAAUAAACAAGGCAGCGAAACAUAGAAUAGAAUACGAUUGGUGUGACAAAACUAUGGCUUACAACACCGAAGCUAUUAAUUUAGGCCUAAGUACGAAAUCCACAACAAUAAUGUUUAGACCAGGUUCUACCAGAUUUGGAGAUUACACGGCACCACUAGAAUAUUGGGAAUACUUUUGUAGAGAAAACGUUCAAAAUUGCGAAGCCGCUCGUCAGAAAUCCGCUGAUUUACGAGGCAGUUUGAACGCCAUUUUAGUGAACAAUGGUAGGAAGUUGCGAAUCCAAGCGGAUAGAACUGACAUGGCAUUAGCGGAAACGGUAGCCAUUACUUCAGAGCUAUGUACAAAACUAGAAGAAACGUUGAGAACUACUCUACAAAGAACUGCUGACUUGGAAGCUUUGAUAGAAGAUCUGAAAGAGUCUGUUAGAAAGAUGGACGCGGCCAUGAAGUUAGCCCAAACCAGGCUUGAUAAUAGGAAUAAUUGGAGACCUCACGGGGAAAAUGUUCAAGACCAGCCGCAUUUGGGGUUGAUAGAUGAAGUGAAGAAGAUUCAUGAGACCGUGACAUCUCUGCUGGGGCAGCUAAGGAACGCUGAGAGAUUGCGAGAGGAUCUGGUGAACAAGAGAAAGGAGUUGGAAACGGCUAUAGCUGCGAAGAGGAAGACUCUGAGCAUUGACAGAGACCGAUGCGGUAUGGUCCGCUCGCAUUACCCCUCGGCAUCAGAACUAGCUGGCUUUUAAACUGAAUUGUUCAACACGUAGAUUUUAUUUCGAUUGUUUAUUUUAGAUUAUUCUUAACAUUUAAUAUAUUUUAAGUAUUUA
Messenger RNA from Trichoplusia ni (cabbage looper), 2439 nucleotides. Its product is annotated as tektin-4-like. The record is from RefSeq and is a predicted model, not a curated record. NCBI's taxonomy places the organism in Eukaryota, Metazoa, Arthropoda, Insecta, Lepidoptera, Noctuidae. Bases 847 to 2358 code for a protein of 503 amino acids. The transcript has a single exon. Gene Ontology annotation, cellular component: nucleus; microtubule cytoskeleton. Gene Ontology annotation, biological process: cilium movement involved in cell motility; cilium assembly.